Messenger RNA from Chrysochloris asiatica (Cape golden mole), 576 nucleotides. Its product is annotated as olfactory receptor 7G2-like. The record is from RefSeq and is a predicted model, not a curated record. Gene Ontology annotation, molecular function: G protein-coupled receptor activity; olfactory receptor activity. Lineage: Eukaryota; Metazoa; Chordata; Mammalia; Afrosoricida; Chrysochloridae. Gene Ontology annotation, biological process: G protein-coupled receptor signaling pathway. The transcript has a single exon. The annotation marks the transcript as partial. Gene Ontology annotation, cellular component: membrane.
AUGGAAACAGAGAACCAAACAGGAAUAGCAGAAUUCAUCCUCCUGGGCCUCUCAGAGAAUCCAGAACUGCAGUCUCUUCUCUUUGGAAUGUUCUUAUCCAUAUACUUGAUCACUGUGACUGGGAACUUUCUCAUCAUCCUGACCAUCAGCUCAAACUCUCACCUUCAUAUUCCCAUGUACUUCUUUCUCUCCAACCUGUCCUUCACUGACAUCUGUUUCAGCACCACCACAGUCAUCAAGAUGCUGGUGAACAUUCAGACACACACCAAAUCCAUCAGUUACACAGGCUGUCUCACCCAGCUCUGGUUUGUCCUGGUUUUUCAGUGUUGGGAAAAUUGUCUCCUUGCUGUAAUGGCCUAUGACCGGUAUGUGGCCAUUUGUCAUCCAUUGAGGUACACAGUCAUCAUGAACCCCCUCUUCUGUGGUCUGUUGAUUCUACUCUCCUUGCUCAUUAGUAUUCUGAAUGCCCUGCUCCAUGGUCUGAUGGUGUUGUGUCUGUCCUUCUGUACAGACCUGAAGAUUCCCCAGUUUUUCUGUGAACUUGCUCAGGUCCUCAAGCUUGCCUGUUCUGAUACU